Molecule: messenger RNA, 813 nt
Organism: Thermochaetoides thermophila DSM 1495
Lineage: Eukaryota; Fungi; Ascomycota; Sordariomycetes; Sordariales; Chaetomiaceae
Exons: 2
Coding region: 1-813 (270 amino acids)
Source: RefSeq, a predicted model, not a curated record
AUGUCCUUCUCAAAGCCAGUCCUCCCCGACACCUUCCCGACCUGCCCAGUUGGGGAUGGCAUCCCUGACGGCGACAACCAUCUUGAGGGCUGUGCAGCGCAAGUGCUCAACGGUGACAAUUCUGUCAACGACUGCGCGGCGCAGGGCCCCGCGGCCCCGCCAGAGAGCAACUAUUUAAACGGCAAGAAUUGCGACUCUGCCCAAAAUACUUCCUCUGAUUCCAAGAAUGAAGACUCGUCGUCCCAGAAGGUGAACAAGAACAACAAACCAGCUGGUACCAAGACCUGCGUGGUUUGCAACAAGAUGGAUGGCAAAUACAAGUGCCCGAGGUGUCACAGCCCAUUUCCGCCCACUCCGGCCCCCAAGAGCAACAAGUGCCUGAAGAUGUCCGAUGAUGACUGCGGCACCGCUUCUGUCAAGACUGCUGAGCAUACCUCGCCCUUGGAGGUCAUUGCCCAAAAGCAUGGUGAUGAGAUCUCCAAUUUUGUGGCCAAGCACCCUGGGCUGGAGGAGGUCCUCCAGGACAUCCUGAUGGCGACCAUGCCACCCGGCGAGCGUGGCCUCCAGUCCCUGCAGUCGCGUUUUCCGACCCUAUUCAAAACCAACAAUCCCAACGCCACCUGGGACAGGGAGAUGGGCAUCCAGAAUGGGGUUGAGGCUCUCCGCCGCGCGAGGAAGCACCCUGAGAUCGGCCAUGCGGUGGACGAAUUCUUUGAGUUGAUCACUUACCUGCUAGAUAAGGAGGGUCUGCUUGGUCCCGCCGCGGCCUCGAAGCUGGCUGAUAGCAACGCCCCUUCGGGCUGGCUGGAGUAG